Molecule: messenger RNA, 225 nt
Organism: Klebsormidium nitens
Lineage: Eukaryota; Viridiplantae; Streptophyta; Klebsormidiophyceae; Klebsormidiales; Klebsormidiaceae
Source: the annotation of a GenBank genome assembly
AUGGCGAGACCACGUGGGCUGAUGGAGCUCUUCAAGUUUGCCUGCUAUGUUGGCAUCCCUAUCUCCAUGAUGGUGGUCUUUGCGAACAACCCCGACAAUCUCGAGAAGAUCAUCCGCAAUCGUCAGUAUGUUGUGUACCCUCCCGAGGGCCCCCGGCCCCCCUCCGGAGACGAGAUGGCUGAAAUUGUGAAGAAGAACCGGGACGCGCAUAAGGACAAGCCAUGA